AUUCCCAACCCUCAAAUCUCACCCAACUUUGCUUGUCCCAAUCCAUACAAAAAGCCAUUGAUCACUCGUGACUUUCACUAAAAACCAGAAAACCCAGCUACAUCACUGUUGAAUUGGAGCAGCCUAUUCACAGAUUCUGUUCCCAUCUGUUUCUGUCAUCCAAACAUGGUCUUCUUCUUCCCUUACACUUGGCGUCUGCUGGCACUACUAGUGGUGGUCUGUGUUGGCGCCAUGGCAGACUCAUCGAAGGAGAAAGAGGAAUGCACAGAGCAGCUAGCAGGGCUAGCGACUUGUCUUCCAUAUGUGGGAGGCCAGGCAAAGUCUCCCACGCCAGAUUGUUGCAGUGGGUUGAAGCAGCUUCUGAAGAACAACAAGAAGUGUCUCUGUGUCAUCAUUAAGGAUCGUAAUGACCCUGACAUUGGAAGCCUGCAGAUCAAUAUCACUCUCGCUAUGACCCUCCCUAACGUCUGUAAUGCCCCUUCUAAUGUCUCCAAAUGUCCUGAGCUGCUGCACAUGGAUCCCAAGUCACCAGAAGCUCAGAUUUUCUAUCAGUUGGAUAAAGGCUCAAGUAAAAGCGGCGCAAGUCCUGGUCCUGCCCCUGCUCCUACUGCCGCAGCAAGUGGAGGGAGUGGAAGCAGCCAAGCAGCGAGUGCGCAACAGAAGAAUGAAGCUUUCUUGAACAGGAGGAGUCUAUUUGGGCUGGAUGCUUUGGUAAUUGGGCUUCACGUAUGGGCUUUCAUGGGCUUCACUUGAAUAUAGAUCACUUAGCUAUUGUCUCAUUGUUUUUCCUUUCUAGGCUUGAACGUUUCUCAUUCUGCUCUAUUGUCUGCAUGCGUGUCAUUGUUGUAAUAAAAGAGCAAUUAUGGGGAGGAAAAGUACUAGAAAUCAUAAGUUGUGGGGUGGCGGGUUUUGGAAUGAUGUCAUUGGGAAUAAAAAUGGAGUGAAAUCAAGAUAAGAACUUAUCCUUUUUUUGUGGUAAGAGUUGGAUUCUUGAUUCCUCCUA
Neltuma alba is the source of this 1003-nucleotide messenger RNA. Its product is annotated as protein YLS3. The transcript is spliced from 3 exons. NCBI's taxonomy places the organism in Eukaryota, Viridiplantae, Streptophyta, Magnoliopsida, Fabales, Fabaceae. The record is from RefSeq and is a predicted model, not a curated record. The coding region runs from base 166 to 753 and encodes 195 amino acids.